AUGAGGAACUUCCACGGUGCCUUUCUGACCAUAGUGCUCAGCUUGGCUUUUGGCCAUGUCGAUGCCUUCUGGCGUAUGGUCUGCAGCACUGUCCAAGUAGGCAGGAUCGAUCCGAUCGUUAAUCCUGGUGGUAUCUCCGGUCAUUGUCACACCAUUGCCGGACCGAACAACAUCAACACCACGUCGACCUUCGACAGCCUUCAGGCCGCCUACUGCACUUCCUGCAGCAUCCAGAAGGACAAGAGUGCCUACUGGACCCCGAACCUGUACUACAGAUACCGUAAUGGGUCGUACCAGGAAGUCCCCCACGACGGCACUGUGGUAUACUAUCUGGAUCGUGGUGUCGAUGUAGCCAAUAUGCAAAGCUUCCCGAAGGGCUUUCGCAUGCUUUCGGGUGACGCGGCUGCCCGGUCGUAUGAUAAGACCUUGACGUACGGCAACAAGUCAUAUGGCGGCCAGCCGAUGGGCAACCGUGCCAGCUUUGCCUGCCUGGACAGCAGCGGCCCGCAACCGGAAACCCCAGGCUUCAAGUCCACCAGAUGCGACUCCGGCCUUCGAGCCCAGAUCCACUUCCAGAGCUGCUGGGAUGGCGUCAACCUGUACAAGACCGACCAAUCCCACGUCGCAUACCUCUCUGGCAUUGACAAUGGCAUCUGUCCCCCAACCCAUCCCGUCCUCCUUCCUCAUCUGUUCUUCGAAGUCAUCUAUUCCGUCAACAGCGUUGAUCAGUCUGGCGGUGGCAUGUUCGUCUUCGCACAAGGCGACACAACAGGCUAUGGCUUUCACGGCGAUUUCCUCAACGGCUGGGAUCCCGAUGUCCUUGACGCGGCUAUUGAUCAGUGCAUGGGUCCUGGCGCCACCAACAAUGGGCAGAUCGGUCUCUGCCCACCGCUUCAGGCUUCGGUCGAUCCAUACUUCAGCCAGAACUGUCUCGAACAAGCCCCGAUCGUCAACGAAACCGUCCACGGUUUGCUGAAGGUUCUGCCCGGCUGCAAUCCCCCAACUGGAGGUCCAAUUCGAGCUACUCAAAACAUCUGCCCUGUACAGCCCCAGCUCAACUACAUUGCCAACCAAGACUACAAGAGCCGCUCCGUGGCCAAACCCGGGGAUAAAAUAGGCGCUUGGCAGUACAUGGGCUGUGCUUUCGAUGCCGGCAACCCUCGACCCCUGUCAGCUGCGUCAUACAGCAGUCAAACGGGCAUGACGAUCGAGAGCUGCACAGCUUAUUGCAAGCAAAAGGGCUAUUUCUACGCUGGCCUGGAAUUUGCAAGCCAAUGCUACUGCGCAGGAACCCUGCAGCAGCCGAUCCAGUCUCCGCUCAAUUGCUCGCAGCAGAACUAUAUGACCUGCAGCGGCGACACCUUCAAGUUUUGCGGUGGCCAGCAACUCAUGCAGGUGUGGAAUGACACUUCUUACACCGGUCCCACUCCCAAGGGUAUCCCCGUGCCUGGCCAGACCACGUUGACAGUGCCGAACAACGGUGGAACCGCCACUUAUGCUGGCUGUUACCUGGAAGGUGUCGGCAGCCGAGCGCUCCAGGGACCUUCCUUCUCCAACACCACGGGCAUGACGCUCGAGAUGUGCGCGGCGUUCUGCUCGCUGAGCCAGUCUGCGUUUUUCGGUACCGAGUAUUCUCAAGAAUGCUAUUGCGGCAACAGCACCAUGACCGCGACGACCUCGCAAUCCGACUGUUCGUUCUCCUGCAAAGGCGACAACACCGAACUCUGCGGUGCAGGCUCCCGUCUGUCGGUCUGGUCUCUUGACACGUACAAGGCCAAUGCUGGCAGCUCCGGCACGGGUACGGGCACAGGCACCUCAGGCGGCGGCUCCUCCUCCCCCACGGCGAGCGCCAUCCCCGCGGCGACCAACGUCGCCUACCUAGGCUGCUACGGCGAGACCGGCAACCCACGCGCCCUCACUGGGCUGUACUCCUCUGGCUCGACAAUGUCCGUCGACCUGUGUGCGCAAAAGGCCCAGGCCCUCAACCUUCAGUACUUCGGCCUCGAGUACGCGUCGCAGUGCCUGGCGGGGAGCGUGCUCAAUCCGGCAUCCACGCCCAUCGCGUCUACCAAAUGCAGCAUGAAGUGUGCGGGCAAUUCGGCCCAGACUUGCGGCGGCUCCAACGCAAUCAGCCUGUACAACAACACGCGGUACAUCAAGCCGUACAAUCCCAACCCGGUCAACGUGCCGAACCAGCCGGGCAGCCAGUACGGCUAUGUCGGCUGCUACACGGAGGGAGUUGGCGCGCGGGCCCUCGGCCCCACAGACAAGACCGGCUCGGCGGCCACGCCGGCGUCGGCGUCUCUGACCGUCGAGGCUUGCGCGGCGUUCUGCUUCGCCAAGGGCUAUAACUGGAUGGGCGUGGAGAAUGGCAACCUGUGUUUCUGCAACGCCGCGGGACCGAUCAACUCGGCGGUGUUGGCCCCCCAGGGCGAGGCCGGCUGCAACGUCACUUGCGCGGGCAACCCGGUGCAGAACUGUGGUGCGGGCAGCAGAUUGAAUGUGUAUCAGUUGAAGAGUGCCAGCGGAAGUGCAAGGUUCGCGGGUGCCACGACUGCGGCUAAUACCAACUCGACGACAAAGACAGGGAAGAGGGGUUUGCGAUUCAAGGUAUGGUAA
Messenger RNA from Cladophialophora carrionii CBS 160.54, 2619 nucleotides. RefSeq lists its product as uncharacterized. The record is from RefSeq and is a predicted model, not a curated record. Bases 1 to 2619 code for a protein of 872 amino acids. NCBI's taxonomy places the organism in Eukaryota, Fungi, Ascomycota, Eurotiomycetes, Chaetothyriales, Herpotrichiellaceae. The transcript has 2 exons.